GUGGAAGGGCGAAUGAAACAUGAGGGAAGGUAGGGAGGAUGAGCAGUCACGUGAUCAUCUGUCGUAUCUCCCGGCGCGAUCCCGGGCCCCGCUCUGUCUGCCAGGGGGGAUCGACCUCUUCGCCUUGGCCGCCUCCGCUAGUAGUACAGCCGCCGCCUCCGACUCGGACUUGUUGCCGCCUCCGCAGUCGUCGCUCCAGCCUGCUGCUGCCGCCUCCACAGCAACUCAAGACAUGCCCAGGCUGCCGCGAAGAGAUGGAGGGGCUCCUCCUUCGGAUGGUCCUUUGAGGAGGCCCUUUCCAAGGCCACCAGUCACCUCCAGAGGCAGAGAUACAAGUCGUUCGAGCGGGAGGAUGGAGAGGGAGAAUAGUAGAGCGGGGGCCGAAGAUCCGCCCCCUGAUCUGGCGAGGCAAAACCAGGAGUUACGGCGUCGCCUUGAGGAGGAAUCGGCCAGCUACCGGCGGCGCCUCGACACCUACAGGCAGGCACAGCAACAUCAGGCAGCUUUGGUCAGCCGGCUUCAAGCCAAGAUUCUGCAAUACAAGCAGCGCUGCACAGAACUGGAGGGCCAAGUGGAGGACACAUCCGUGUUGCCGAUGCCGAUUGCGGCGGGUCCAAGUGCUUCGGACGCCCAGACAGUGAGGGCGCCCAGCGCCGCCUUGGAUGCAGCCCAACAGCACCUGCGUGAAAUGCGCGAAGAACGCAUCCACGACCUUGACACGGCUUUGCGAAGACUCGACGAAGAAAGGAGAAGGUGUGAAAAGGUCAUGUCAAUGAACACAGCACUCAGGGAACAAUUGGAAGAAGCACAUCAAACCAACGAAGCAUUGACGAAUGAUCUCCAAAAAUUAACUACCGACUGGGAACAAAUGAGAGAGGAAAUGAUCUGCAAAGAAGAGGAAUGGAAAGAAGAGGAACAGUAUUUCAACGAGUAUUACACCACAGAGCACAACCGACUGCUGAACCUAUGGAGAGAUGUGGUGGCCGUGAAGCGAACCUUCUGUGAGAUGCAGGCGGCCACUCAACGCGAUCUCAACAAGAUGAGAACGGAAGUGUCGGGCUCCAUUAGAGACGUUCUGGGCACUUGCACCGGCAUGCAGGCUCGGGCUACUCUCUCCGCUCUGUCUGGGGAGAAACAAAGUGCUCAGACAGCACAGGAAAGUGCUGAAUUGAAGUCAAAAUUAUCAGACCUAAAAGCUGAGCACGACGGUAUCAUCUCACAAGUACGACAAAAAGAAGACAGGAUCCAGCAGCUGCUAAGAGAACUCCAUGUUCUGGAAGAACGGUGCAGCCAGGCGGAAUCAGGAGUGUCGCAAGUGUCUCAACUGCAGGAAGAAGUGGACCUGUUGCAGAGUGCGCUGAGAGACAUUGCUCACGCCGUGAUUCAGGACGCCGAGAACAGGGACACCGAGAUCACUCCACAGACUCAGCCGCACGUACAUCUCACACCUUCGCCUGCUCUUCCACCAAGGUCUAAUGUCGCUGAAAUGUCGCCGAAACGAGGACCUCUUCGCGUGCACACAUCACCAGCGUUUGCAGAGAGCACAAUCUCGGCAGUUCAGGCCUCCCUACACAAAUACCAAUUGCAGAUUCAUGAGCUACAGGUGAAGCUGCAGGCUAGCGGUGAGCAGCUGGGAUUAUCGCGAAGACAGGUGGAGACGUGGGAAGAAGCUCAGCAUGGCCUGGAGGCGAAAGUGGCCGAGCUGACUCAGCAGCUGGACAACUGCCGCAGCAAUGUCACUCAACUCUCACAGGAGAAGGAUUUGCUCAUCAAGUCUCUGGACUCCGUCAGGGCCGAGAAGAAUGCCUUGGAUAAGAACCGACUCGAAAUGAGUGCAAUGAUUGAAGCUCUCAAUGUGGAUUAUGACAAAAUGCAAAAGGCUAACUCACGCUUACAAAAGGUAGCGGAAACUUUGGAAGACGACAAACUAUUUCUUCAGGCAGAGGUCGAACGCUUAACGAAGGAUUUGGAAAUACGAGAACUGAAUUCAAGAUCAGAAGAGGAUCGUUCCAGUCGUUUAAGGGAAGAACUAUUGACGGUUAGGGAGGAGUUGAACAAACUGCAUUUAGCGAAAGAUGUAUUGGAGCAAAACAAGAUGGAAUCCGACAAUUUGCUGGCACAAAUUGAGAAAGCAAGAGGUAAUUAUUUGGCUCAUUUCUACAUUUCCUUCUGCUUCAAAUAAUAUAAUUUGAAUGUGAUAUGUGAUGAGAUCUUAUUCAACUUAAGUGAGCUAUAUUCAACUUUGGAAGCAGGACUCCAGAGUCAAGUGGCAGAUCAGAACAGCGACCUGGGAUCUCUCCGCAAAGAGCUGCUGCAGGCUGAACAGAUGCGUUUGGACCUGGACUCCGAGAAAGUCUCCUUGCAAGAGAAGUGUAAAUUCCUCGAAAUAGAAAAAGAAAAGGUGGAAAUGGAAUUGGGCCAGGUAACAAGGGAACGAGGAGAUCUAAGCAAUCAACUAUCAAUCCUCGCCAGAAAGAAGGAGGGUCUCAAUGAAGAACUUGUCAGAGUGAGACAGAGACUGGAGCAAGCAAACGAGACGAUUGCUCGUAUAAAUCGUAAUUUAGAAGACCUCGUCAAAGACUGCGAAGAGAAGCAGAUAAUGCUUGAAACCAACGAUAAAGAACUACAAAAGUUACAAGAGCAAUUGGCGAGUCUAAGGAGUGAAAAAGAGGCCCUUGAGGGAAUUCUGUUCGAUACACAAACUAACUUGGAAGCAGUGGACACAAAGCGUGCUCAACUUGAAAAGGAGCUCAACGAUUCUCUUGUAAAACGGGAACAAUUAAAAGGACAAGUUUGUCGUCUGAAUCGUGAUUUGGAGAAUUGUGAGAAACGCUCUCAAGAAAUGAAAUCAUCUCUAAUUCAACAAGCUUCAACAAUGGAGGCGGAGUACCAGCAAACAAUUGCCAACUUGAAGAAAUGCAAUGAGGAUAAUGUCAGGAAACUUACAGAAGAAAAGGAGCAAGUGAGAACAUCAUUGGAAAAGAAAUUGCAGACAAGCAUGAUGCAACUAGGAUCAGAAAAAGAGGAUGAAAUAAGACAACUGCAGGAUCGAAUAGCUGCACUUCAAAAGCACAUAGAAAAUAUCUGUCAGCAGCAUGAAGAGGUUCUUCUACGUGCUGAAAACGACAAGCAGCAAGCACUUCUCCUCGCGCAUCACGACCAGCAAGCAUUGCAAGAGAAACUGGACUCGUCGCGUCGCAACCUGGACGAAGAGAGAUCUAACUCCGAGAGAGCCAAGAGAGAGGCCAUGACCAAAUUGGAGCAGGACCGCACGACGAUCAAUCAAAUGAGAGAGGAACUGUCUCGACUCAAAACCAAAAUUGAGGAGCAGAGGAUGAGGAUGGAAGAAGAGAAAAUAAAGUUGGAGUCGAGAAUUGAAGAAGCCAGGAAGGAGAGAGACGCCGCUGGCCAGGAAUGCGAGGAGUUGAAGGUGCAGCUGCAUCUGACCGAAGACCGCGUCGACAGUGUCUCGGGGCAACUGCAUGAAACAACGCGCCGGCUCAAAGAGCUUGAGAACACGGCGGAAAGCCUUCGUAAGGAGCUGACUGAUGUAAGACGGCAAUUAGGUGAUGCGAACUUUGAGAAGGAGAAAUACAGUAGUACGAACAAAGAGCUGAGAGAGGUUAUAAAGAGAGUCGAAGGUGAAAAACGAGAACAAGCUAGAACUCUUGAAGAAGCCUUCCAGAAGAUUACUGCGGUAGAAGAUGGUCGAACGAAUCUAGAGGUUGAACGUGCCAAACUUCAAACUAUGAACAGGGAGUUGGAGAAACAGGUGAUGCAGAGUGGACAACAGGGCCAGGGUCUGCAGGAGGAGCUGAAUCGGCUGCAGUCUGCGCUGGCUCAGUCGCACAGCGAAGAGAAGGAGCUGCAGGCCAGACUCAGCACUGAGUCCGAGGAGAGAGAGCGUGCGCACAUGGAAAUGCACAACCUGCGCAAGCAGAUAGUGGAACUUGAAGGAACCCUUGAGGGAGCAAGACAAGAGGUGAUACGACUACGAUCUCGCUCAGACGAAGAUGAAGAACGGUGGCGAGGGAGAGAGCAAGAACUUCUGGUGAGAUUAGAAGAUUCUAGAAACAAAGAAAGGAAGUUGGAAGACCAGAAGCAUAAUUUGGAAGUGUGCUUGGCUGAUGCUACUCAACAAAUACAGGAAUUGAAGGCGCGACUAGGAGGCGCAGAAGGCAGAGUGCGUGCGCUGGACGGUCAGCUGAUGCAACUGGAGGCUGCCAAGAAGGAGGUCGAGCAGAAGCUGAGUAGUGUCGGCUCCACCCUGAGGCGCAUCGCGGGCAUCCAGCUCGAUGGCAGUGUCAACCUUCCUUUCAAGCUCCUGUCGCCGUCCAGGAGGUGGAGUCCGGUUAGAGUUCAAGAUCAUCACAGCGAAAGUGCAAGAGGAGAUGUCAUGUUGGAUGUGGAUCCUGAAAUUGUCAGGAAGGGAGUUCGUACACUCAUGCAGCAAGUCGCACAAAUCGAAAGAGAGAGGGAUGAUUUGAAGACUCAAGUGAAUGGUAUGAAGAGACAACUACAGGAGUCAGUCGAACAGCAAGCCAAGAGUGAAACAAAGUUGGCCACAGCUACAAACUCAUUGAGACAACUGCAGGAAGAAAAGGGAAGCUUAGAAGCCAGACUAGGACAGAAGACAGCUGCUUUUCUAUCUCAGGCUGAAGCUCUUCAACAGAAAACUGAAGAGACGCAGUUGUUGAGAGAGAAAGUAACGUCUUUGGAGCUCACUGUCAAUUCCGGCGAAGAAGAAAAGGCUGUGUAUGAGGACAAAUUGGAGAAGGUGCGACAAGCUCUCAAUAGAACUGAAAAUGAGAAAAGAUCGUUGCAAGAAGAGCUGACCCGUUGUGAAUCUCGAGCAACAAAACUUGAGUUGCAACGUCUGGGCUUGGAAGGGGACCUGCAACGCAUUCAAAUGGUUCUCCAGGAGAAAGAUGCUACUAUACAGAAAUUGCAAGAAAAGUGUGAGAACCUGUCUCGUAAUGCUUCCGGGCUGGAAGAAAGAUGUGCGUCCCUUAAAACUACAAUUGAACAGCUGAAUAUAUCUCUUGAGCGGGCCAAUUCUACUGAAACAGAACUGCGGGCUGAAUCACAAAGUUUGCAGCGUACUCUACUUGACACGUCUGCCACAUCUCAGAGCAGCACUGACAAGAUAAAGCAGCUGCAGAAAUCGUUGAGCAACAGCGAGAACGAGCGACGCGUGCUGAGCGAGCGACUGGAGACGACACAGCAGGCGCUGAGCGAGGUGCGUCGCAGCCAGCAGCACUUGAGCGACCAGUACAGCCGCAUGCAGACCGAGCUGGCCAACAACGAGGUGCAGCGAGCGGGGCUCGAGUCGCAGCUGCGGCUGGCCAACUGGCCCAGUGAGGGGCCCGCCGACGAGGAACACGGCACGCAGCGGGAACUGCGAUCAAGGCUCGAUGCGCUGCAAGAGAGGGUGCGUCAAUUGGAAACGGAGAAACGCAACCUCGAGCGGAAGAUGCAGUCGCAGCGCAGCAAGAGCUACGAGCGGUCAGAGAAGUCGCUGGUGGACUGUGGGGGAGGAGGAGGGGGAGCCAGCAGCCUGGUGUUGGGAGGGGGAGGGUUGGGGGGUAGCUCCAAUCAGCUGGCAACCGAGCAGGAGAACAGAGACCUCAAACUCAAGAUACGCCGGCUCGAGGCUCAGCUCGCUGACAAGGAGGCUGAACUGGCCAGACUCAGGGCUAGCGAGAAUGCCAGAACAUCUUUGGAUCGAAGUUCUGAAAUGGAGAGAUUCCGUGCUGGUCAGUUACAAGCCGAGAGGUUAUUAGAAGCAAGAGAGCAAUCUCAUCGACAACAGGUUCUUCGUUUGGAGAAUCAGAUACAAUUGUUGAGAGAGCAACUGAAUCAGGAGGUGAAGCGAAGACAAAUGUACGUGUUGCGCAGUUCACGCGCCGGCAGGGAAAUGCAGCAGCUGAGGCAGGCGCUGGGCGACUCAUUGCGCACAGUGUCGCAGGACCCCUCCCUCGACGCUCUGCUCCUCGAACACGAGACCCGCAAACUGGACACACAAACUGCGCCCCUCGCCCUUCCGCCCCCUCGGCCCCGCACACCGCACUCCUAGGACAACAACUAGUAACUACUUUGUUGGUACAUAGUAACCAAAUGUAGGUAUCCGUUCAAUUGAAACUGGAUGGAAGAAUUUGGAGACUUUCUUCAAGAUAUUUGAUCAAAAUCAAUCUUUGAGAUUGACAAUCACACCAAGAGUUGAUGAGACCUAUCUUCAGGAAGGUCAUCUGUUGUAAGGACAAUAUUACAUCUAUAUUUUAAUGAGUAUCCUAUCUUCAAGAGUUAUCAUCUGUUCUAAGGACAAUUACAUCAAGAUUAAAGAGUAUCCUAUCUUCAGGAAGUUGCCAUCUGUUGUAAAGAUCAUCAAGAUUUAAUGAGUAUCCCAUCUUCAGGUAGUUGUCAUCUGUUGUGAGGAUCAGUAGGAAAAUUGUACUUCUUCCUUGGAAGAGAUUUUUUCGUUGAAAAUUAAUUAUUUUUUUCGUUGUAAAAUUAACAUUUGGUGAGGAUUAUGAGUGGAUGUGAGAAUAGAUGUCUUAAGAUAGAGUUGAAAUUCAACAUCAAUAUUGUAAGAAGUCAGCUUUAUAAAUAGAUAAUACAAAUCUGACAACAGGACAAUAGGUUGGUUGAUCACAGUAGAUUUCAUUAUUCAAAGGAUUUUAUCGUUGAUGGAUGAAAAUCAAUUUUUUAAGAUUGAUCAUUAGAUCAAGAUAUAGUGACGAGCAUGAUUAUCUUCAGGUAGAUAAAUAAUGUAAAAAUAAUUGAGGACUGAAAUUUAUGUGAAGAACGACAAGACAGCCUAUUUCGGACUUUGUGUAACCUUAUCUAAAUUCGGGAGAGGAAUAGCACAAGGUUACCUUAUUUUUUAUCUCCCUAUCAUUUUGAUGAUUUACUUAUUGUAUGAAUCAAUAAAGAAUCAAUGAAUAAAGAUAUGAGGAUUAGCUUGAACAUUGUUGUGAUGAGAAGUGAAUUCGUAUGGCUUUUCUUGGUGGAUAAUCCCUUACGGGAAGGUCCCACCUGGCCUAAAUGAACUAUUUGAGCCGUCAAUGGGCCUUACGACUGUCCAUACUUCAGCCGGGACAGAAAACCGACAGUCUGCCCAUCCGAUAGCACUCAUGUUCUAUCCGAUUGUUGUAAUGUAUAUCUUUCUAAAUUGAGAGCACAAAUCUGUCGACAUGAUAAUGAGUUGAUUCAUCACCAGUAGAUUUCAUAACUCAAGGAUUAUCAUUUCAUAUUUCACAUGUACAACAGAGUUCAGUUGAUUGGACCAAUGGGACCAAAAUGUAGAUUACUGUCUUCACUUGGACAACAAACUUGUAAUUUUUCUGUUCAUUGUUUUAUGGUUUAGUUGUGAAUUGAUUAUGAGUGACAUUCAAGUUGUUUUCAAGGAUAUUCUUUAUAUCCCGGAUAUUGUUAACAAGUACAAUUUACAAUAACUAAAAAUAAUAUUCAAUGGAAAAUUUGAGAGUUAUAAUCACGCUGUUGUUCAAUCUACUAAACUACUUAUUGUAAAUAUAGAAAAUAAAACAUUUCAAGUGACUUUUCACAUUUCACAUGAUUCGAGAAAAGAGUGCUAGAUGUGUUAUUCCAGCAAUAGUAGUGAAAUGCACCAUGAACUGUCUGCUGAGUCUGCUGAAUGACACCUACUAAGUAUUAAGUCAAUGCAAUAAUAAAAUCAAAAGCCUUAGCAAUAUCUUAUUAAUUGAAUAGAAAAGUAGGAUAAGAGUAUUUAAUUUAACCAUUAAUAUGCACAUAACUGUAGUUAAUUAUUUCUACAAGUAGCCUAAGUUCAGUUAGUUGUUAACUAGUCAUUUUUGUUUAAACAGUUAAUGAAUCUAGCUUAGAGUAUAUUGUUGAAUUUUGUGUUUAUUGCUUUCAUCUUCUCGUAGAAGAUUACUCUCUAGUCAAGGUAAUUGAUAUUAUCGAAUAGAUAUGAUAUUUUAAUUGAUAGAUAUUUUUAUUGUUAUGUUCUUAUAAUUUUUAUGUGUAGUGUAUAACAUGUUUUGAGAAUUCUGCUCCAAAAAGUUAAUUUCUCUCUAAGUUGUAUGUGCUUAUGUAUUAUUUCAAUAUGUACGUAUUUCAUAAUGGAAAAUUACCUAUGUAAUUUCCAUUCACAUAUUGAUUCUAUAUAAAUUAUAGAAUUACUCAUUAAAUUGACAAUCACUGCCAAUUACUCAAGUAUUAUUCACGUAAUUACAGUGUAACUGGAAGCUUCAACUAUGAAAUCUCCACAUUCUUUCGCCGUCAUCCCGAACGUGAGCAAUACUCAGGUUUAUGUAGUUUAGAAUCCUUAUUAGAUGAUGAAUCUGACUCAAAUCAAGAUAUAUUAAAUUCUUGAUAUAUAUUGAAAUACAGUAUUAAACUUGUGGUUAGAUGAGAAGAUACAACGAAUCUUGAAAGAAUUUUCAUAGUUGACAUGGUCAUUUCACACUGCCAGUCAUACUGCCAUCAACUGUUUCAAUUUCCAACAGACAUUCAAUAAAUAUUUCUUGACGAUAAAGAGAUGUGGCAUUGUAUUAAUUGCUAGGAAAAUAAAAUAAUAUAUAGUUUCCGAACAAUAGAAUCAUCUUAUUCUUUAUGAAUUGAUUGACUCUUGUUCUAGCCCUGACUUAUAGGUAUCUCCAUAUUUGUUUAUAAUAGAUUCUGAUACACGUAGGUGAAUUUUCAAAAUAGAGAUUCUAGUUGAAAUUGAAGCAAUAUUUAGACACAGUAGAGUUAUGCGUUUGUAUAUUAUUUUAAUUGAAUUUAUCUAAUUACUUAUUGAUUUUUCACAUUUUUAUCGCUUUAGACUCUAAAGUUGAUAAAUUAAUGUUGAUUAUUAAAUUUAUUUGACAGUGAAUUGAUGAGACAUUGAAUUCAGUUUAAAAUAUUUUCUGUAGAUGCCCACUGGUAAAUUUUUCAACAAUAUUAUUAUUUCAAGUAGUUUGACACAAGAAUUUCUUGAUUUUUCGUUUCUUUUGAAUGAUUUCCAUUAUUCAAUUCCACUUCUUCUUUGGGUCAUUAAACGUGAUUCAAAGGUAGAUCAGGGACAGUAUGUUUUUUCGUUAAAUUUAAUUCAUUUCAAGUUAAGAAAUGUUUUUAAAAUUAAAGAAACUAGUUGAAAUUAGCUUGUUACUGUAUAGUACUGCUAAAGUAUUAGUACCAUCUAACUUUUUAGAAAAUCAUUAGUUUAGACGAUAAUAUGAGAUGAUUGUUAUUAUACACUGUACCAAGUAAUCUUAAAUAUAGUAUUAUUAUUUUAUUGAAACAAUAAUUAAUUAUUGUUCAAUAGAAAAUUAUUAUUUUGGAAUUUCGAAAGAAUAAUGUGUAAUUUUUUUCUUGUUCAGUAUAUUGAUUCACAACUCUCACUUCAUACGGUACAUUAUUGAUCUCGUUUGAUUUUAUGGUUGCUGACAAUAAUCAAUAAAUUAAAUCAUAUCUCAACAGUCUAUUUAGGACUAAAUGUCAAUAUUGAAAUACGGCGAUCAUUUAUUUUAGGUGCAUUUUAUUGAAAUUAUUAAUGCAAGUUUUUAAAAUUUUUUUAAAAAUUAUCUAUUUUGUUUUAAAGAAUAUAUUUAUAGCUUCCAACAUUUGUGGAUACGGUAGUCAUAAUAUACUAUAUUUAAAUGAUGCUUUUUCGUUUUUAGAACUAUUAUAAUAAUGCAUGCAAAAAAUAUUGUACAUCAAAUUCAGUUUUGUUUCAAAUCAAAAAUUUAAUCACAAGUGCCUCUACUGCUUAAAUUUUUCGAGGAUUAGUAAUAUCAUAUUGAAGUAGUUUUAAUGGGUAAUGGCAUUCCGUCCAAAUAGAGCAAUAAUUAUUUAAGUGAGAUUAUACGUCUGAGAAUAUUGCCUUCCAUCUAAUGAUGCA
Molecule: messenger RNA, 9865 nt
Organism: Nilaparvata lugens (brown planthopper)
Lineage: Eukaryota; Metazoa; Arthropoda; Insecta; Hemiptera; Delphacidae
Gene: Root
Product: rootletin
Exons: 33
Source: RefSeq, a predicted model, not a curated record